This is a messenger RNA of Chelmon rostratus (copperband butterflyfish), 3461 nucleotides long. It is a transcript of the gene cald1b, whose product is annotated as caldesmon 1b. Gene Ontology annotation, biological process: angiogenesis; actin filament bundle assembly. NCBI's taxonomy places the organism in Eukaryota, Metazoa, Chordata, Actinopteri, Chaetodontiformes, Chaetodontidae. Gene Ontology annotation, molecular function: myosin binding; actin binding. Bases 170 to 1939 code for a protein of 589 amino acids. The record is from RefSeq and is a predicted model, not a curated record. The transcript is spliced from 18 exons. Gene Ontology annotation, cellular component: actin cytoskeleton.
GUUAAAGUCGCUGAAAGAACAAGCAGGAAUUCUGUGUGCUGCAGAAGGGCUGAGAUAUAAACCAGACAGUAGAAGUUGAUAUAUGAAGAAGAGAGGGGGGACACUGCUGUUCAUGGACUGAGCUUCAGCUACUGCUAAGAGAGAACGUGAGCUGAAUCUUUCGGGCAUCAUGGAUGAUGAUUUUGACCGCCGCAUGGAACUGAGGAGGCAGAGGAGGGAGCAGAUGCGCCUCGAGGCUGACAAUGUGGGUUGCGCCAAUGAUGAUGAGGAUGAGGAAGCUCGGGAGCGAAGGAGACGUGCCAGGGAGGAGAGGAGGAAGAUGAGGGAACUAGAGGAGUCUGGGACCACUGACGUGAUCGACACUAACAGUGUGACGGAGUCCUCCACCACAGCCAGUGACGCACAUGCAGAUGAUGACCAGGCUUUGCUGGACCGCCUGGCCAAGAGGGAGGAGCGCAGGCAGAAGAGAAUGAAGGAGGCCAUGGAGAGACAGAAGGAGUUUGACCCCACCAUAAGUACCACCAAUGGCACAGACGGCGCGCUGGAAGAGCAGUCCUCCAUCAGCAGCAGCAGACAGCGACACUCAGAGGAAGAGGAGGAGAAACCAGCCCCCGAGGAGGUGGUAGACACUGAUACGAACUCCUGGAGGAAAGAGGAGGAGGACAAGAAGGAAGAUGAGGAAUUUGUUGAGGAAUCAAGUCCAGCAAGCGCAACAAAUGAGGAGGAGACUGAGGAGAAGCCUGCAGCAACAGAAGAAGAGGUCGAGCAGCCUGAUUUAGGAACGAAAGAUGCUGAAGAGGAAACUGUCCCUGAGGUUGACAAGGAGGAGGAAGAAAGGAAUCAGAAAGAAGAAGAGGAAAGACAACAAAAAGAAAUGGAAGAAAAGCUGAGGAUAGAAGAGGAAGAAAAGCAAGAAAAGCAAAAAAGGGAAAUGGAGGAAAAGAAGAAGAAAGAGGAGGAGGAGAAGCCUAAGAGAUUCGGGUUUAAGGAAAAGAAUGAACCAACCAAACAGAAUGGAGCUCUCAUUGAAAAUAAACUCAAGAAAACAGAGAGGACAUCAAGGGACAACGUUCCCUCCGCCAAGGCAGAUGACGUGGAGCGACAGGAGGCCGAGCGUAAGCUGCUGGAACUGAAGCGCCGGCGGAACGACGCAGAAAGCGUGGAGUUCGAGAAGAUGAAGCAGAAGCAGCAGGACGCGGAGGCCGAGCUGGAGGAGCUGAAGAGGAAGAGAGAGGAGAGGAGGAAGGUCAUGGAGGAGGAGGAGAGGCAGAGGAAACAGGAGGUGGAUGACAAGAAAGCCAAAGAACAGGAGGAGAGGAAGAGGAUGAGGGAGGAGAUAGAGAAAAGAAGGGCGGAGGCUGCAGAGAGGAAGAAACAGAAGGAGGAGGAGUCUGUAAAACCUGCCUUUGCUAUCAGUCCCAAAGGCUCCUCAAAGAUCGGGGAGAAGGCAGAAUUCUUGAGCAAAUCAGCUCAGAAAAGCACAGCCAGAGUGUCCCACUCUCCAAUUGUCUCCAAGAUAGGCAACAGAAUGGACCAGUACACCUCUGCCAUCCAGGGAAACAAAGAAGUCAAAUCCCCCAAGUCUCCCCUGGUAGAUAUUCCUACAGGAGGCACGCGCAGCAUCAAGAGCAUGUGGGAGAAAGGCAACAUUGGCAGCUCCUCCGAAAGUCCGGCCCCUGCCAACAAGGAUUUGGCUGGUAUCAAAGGAGGCGUGACAGGACGUGUCAACAGUUGGAUGGCAAAGCCCGCAGAGGCAGAGAAGGCGGCAGCACCUGCACCGGCGGCAGCAUCACCAGCAACAGCAAAGCCGGCAGAUGUGAAACCAGGUGACAUCGGUAACAAACGUGGCAUGUGGGAAACCAAGAAGGGCUCUGCGCCUGCCAAGGUUACAGUUGGAAGCAAGAACAAGUUUGGCACUAGUGCAGGCAUGAGACCCUAACCAUUGACGUCCCUAUUUAAAACCAGCCUGACCUGAACCAACACAAGGCUCUGCUACUAUAUGUGCAUCCAUUUCCUUUCAACAUCCCAGCAACAGAAGAGAAACCAGAUUGAGGAAGAGACGAGGGACCAGGAUGAGCGUCAUCAGCAUCAAAGUCUUCCGACGACGUCUUUAUGAGAAGCUUUUGCGCUGUCCCCCAAAAUCCCAGAACAUGUCAGACCCAGUGAGGGAUUUCCAGGACAAAGUGCUGCAUGAUAAAUGCUUAAUAGAUGAUGGAUUGUGUAGCAUCUAUCUGUUUAAUCAAGGUUAGUCCCUACAGAUUUCAGAUGGCUGUCCAGGUGCUUAAAUGUUACGUUGCUUUCAAGCCACACUGACAUGUCUGCUCGUCUUGCGAUGUAUUGUCAUAUAGUUUAUACCCAGUAAUAAGCAUUUGUGUUUUACUGUCAUACGCACUCACUGCUUUUUGGGAUAUUAGUCACUGUUUUGACUCCAAGUGAUAAAGGCGGCUGUUAAAUGUCCAGCUUGUAUCGUUAGAGUACGAUGUCGAGUGACUAAUUAACCUGUACAUAAUUAAGCAAUUUCAUAAGUCAGCACCACUUUCUCUUUAUAAUAGGUUUAUAAAUGGCAACUAAUGACUUAAUCAAUGGUAAAUAAGUCAUUAAUAAGAGCAGGUUUUGGGUUACUAGUGUUGAGCCUGGAGGGAUGGCAGUGCCAGUUUGUUAGUCCGCCUCUUUGAUCCAGGCUGAAACAUCUCAGCAACGAUUGGAUGCGCUGCCAUGAAAUUCGCUGCAGACAUUCAUGAUGCCCAAAGGAUGAAGCCUAAUGACUUUGGUGAUCCCCUUACUUUUCAGUGAGCGGCUCAAAAGUCUCACUUAUCUCUGUCUAAACUGCAUUGAUUGGCUAAAACUUUAUUCAAGCAGUUAUGAUUCCCGGCGCUUGAAGCCUUCAUCUCGUGGUCGUCUGGUUCUGAGUGAAAUGUCUCACCAAUAAUUGAUUGCUAUGAAAUGUGUUAACAUUCUCCCGGGAUGAACUGUAAUGUCUUUGGUGACUGCCUAACCUUUAAAUUAGUGCUAUCGUUAGCAAAAAAUUUAUAUUUGUCCAACACCUCAUGACCAAAUAUCUGCUUUCUGUUCAUUAGCAAAUGUUAACUUGCUAACAAACUGAAGGUGGUAAACAUUAUACCAGGGAAACAUCAGCAUGUUAACAUUGUUAUUGAUGCAUGUUAGCAUGCUGAUGUUAGCAUUUAGCUCUGAGUUCUGCUGUGCCUAAGCACAGCCUCACAGAGCAGGUAGCAUGGCUGAAGACUCUUAGGCUCGUUUGCGUAUUAAUUAACCAGAAAGACAGAUUGACCACUUACCUCCUGGUAAAGCUCUGCAGGACAUCUGGACCAAAGUUAAUUUGGCAAUAAUUUAUUAACAUUUACAACUACAAAUUGGGUAGAUUAUUGUUAAAAAAAAAAACCAAAACAAGUCUUCAUUAAUGACUUAUUAGCAUUUAUAACUGCAGACAUAUUAGAAAAAGA